AUGGUUGUCGAUACGGCAUACUAUGACAUUCUCGGUGUCCAGCCCACCGCCACCGAUAUCGAAAUCAAAAAAGCUUACCGAAAGUUGGCUAUUGUCCACCACCCGGACAAGAACCCAAACGACCCCUCGGCCCACGAAAAGUUCCAGGAGAUCGGUGAAGCCUACCAAGUCCUUUCCGACAAGGACCUCCGCGCCGCCUACGACAAGUAUGGAAAGGACAGCGCCAAGCCCUCCGAGGGCUUUGCCGACCCCGCCGAGUUCUUCACAUCCAUCUUUGGCGGUGACGCCUUUGUCGACUGGAUCGGCGAGAUUAGUUUGAUGAAGGACCUGACGGCCACCAUGGAUAUCACGAUGCAAGAGGGCGAGGAAGGUGCCGAUGGCGAAGAAGCUGCCGACGGCGAGUUCCCGGGUACUGAGGAGGCCAAGAAGGAGAGCGCCAAAGCCGCUGCCGCCGCCGAUGCAGAGAAGACUGGCGCGACCGCCCCCGCCGGGUCCUCCACAGCCCCCCCGCCCGCCGUCGUCGUCGAAGACGAGAAGGAGAUCCUCAAGGCACGCGAUGCAGCCGAAGCUGCCGCUUCAGCGUCGGGUGACGCCAACAAAACCAACACGCCCCCUCCCUACGCGGCCAGCGCGCCUCCCCCUUACGAUGCCAAGGCGAGGACACCAUCGCCGAGCCCGUCCGGCACAUCGAAGCGUCACCAGAUUCCUCUCCGUCCUGCCCUGAUGGACAGGCCCUCGGAUGAAGUUGGAGUGGGCGCCGAGUCGGAGGAGUCGCUGCGUAAAAAGGAGAAGAAGAAGGGCAAUCUUACAAAGGAGCAGCGCGAUCAGCUCGCCGCCUACGACAAGGAGCGUGCCCGUGUGCGACAGGAGCGUGUCGACACGCUCGCCCGCAAGCUGCUCGACAGGAUAAGCGUGUGGACCGAGACGGACAAGGGUGCCGACGUCACCAAGUCCUUCCAGGAAAAGACGCGUCUCGAGGUGGAGAACAUGAAGAUGGAAUCAUUCGGCCUAGACAUCCUGCACGCCAUCGGCCAGACCUACCUCGCCAAGGCGACGGCCCUGCUGCGGAGCCAGAAAUUCCUCGGCAUCGGCGGCUUCUUCAGCCGCGUCAAGGACAAGGGCACCAUCGUGAAGGAGACGUGGAACACAAUCAGCUCUGCCAUCGACGCGCAGCAGACCAUCGAGGAGAUGGCACGCAUGGAGGAGAAGGGUGGCGAGGAGUGGUCCGAUGAGCGCAAGGCUGAGUACGAACGUCGCGUCACGGGCAAGAUCCUCACGGCCGCAUGGCGCGGCUCCAAGUUUGAGAUCCAGAGCGUGUUGCGCGAGGUGUGUGACUCUGUUCUCAACGACAAGAAGGUUCCCCUGGCCAAGAGACUAGAGCGCGCCGAGGCGCUGGUCAUCAUCGGUGACAUUUUUUCCAAGGCCCAACGAUCCCCCGAGGAGGAGGGAGACUAUCUCGUCUUCGAGCAACUCGUCGCCGAGGCAGCCAUCAAGAAGGACAAGGAGUCGAAGAAGAAGGGCAAGAAGAACGCCGCCGCGGCCGAGGUCGCCGAGGACGCGCCCAACGUGCCCAAGCCCGAAAAGUCGUAG
Messenger RNA from Colletotrichum higginsianum IMI 349063, 1590 nucleotides. RefSeq names its product DnaJ domain-containing protein. The coding region runs from base 1 to 1590 and encodes 529 amino acids. The record is from RefSeq and is a predicted model, not a curated record. The transcript has 3 exons. Gene Ontology annotation, biological process: protein import into peroxisome matrix. Lineage: Eukaryota; Fungi; Ascomycota; Sordariomycetes; Glomerellales; Glomerellaceae. Gene Ontology annotation, cellular component: cytosol.